UACUCCUGGGCGUAAAAUUAAACCUAUAAUAUUAGUAUUUUUAAUUUAUCUUAUUGGAUCGUAAGCUAUAAAAUAUUUUAAUUAUUGAUGUGUAAACAUCUUUAAGUGUAUUCAAAUACACUUAAAUCUGUGAUUGAGUAUAAGCUAGCUAUUUUGAAGCAAUUUCAGAUGAAUAUUAUUAUAUACUAUACAUUUUCAACAUAUAAAUACAUUUAUUAAAAAAAUCACCAAAAAAGUCAUUCACAAUUAUAUUCCAUUCACAUAACAUUCAUUGGACAUUUCCAACAAUAAAAUAAAAAAAGUUAACGUGCAUAUCAAAUACAUUCCAAUAAUAUUAUUACAUAAAAAUGGGGAGUGGGAAAAUCAAUAAUAAUUUAAAAAUUACAAAAUACACAUUUAACUAUUAAUGUACUAAUUUAAAUAAAUCUAGAUUUUAAAAAUGAUAAUGAAAUUAUAAUCAGGUGGUUUUAGGCUGAAUGCUAAUAUAGGAAAAAGUAAAACCUAUUCUAUUCUGUGGUAUUACGGUAGGACACUUCUGGGCGGCAAGCUGAUUAUAGAGACAACAACUCUCUGCCGAAAAUUGUGCUUUUAUUGUUAUAUUGUGUCAUUUUGUGCAUAAUAUACCGAAUAUUUCUUAGUUAAUUAUUUUGUCCGAUUUAUAUUAAUAUAAUCAUCAUGGUUUAUGUAUGCCUUGUGAAAGGUUGUAUAAAUUCGUUCAAGUAUACAACGAAGAAGUGUAAACUAUUUAAAUUUCCAAAAGACGAAUUAAUGUCCAAGCAAUGGUUGAUAAAUUGUAAUCGGCAAGAUUUAAUUGGAAAAUCAUUGGAGUACUUCAAGGUUUGUUCAGAUCAUUUCUUGGAAUGUAUGUACAAAACUGCAGAAAAAAAAGUUCUAUUGCCUCAUGCUGUUCCUACUGAUUUCACAAUGAUUCCUAAAGAAGAUUCUUGUACUACUACGGCCUGUCAAGAUACAAGUAUUUCCAACCCAAUAUCUAAUGCUUCAGUUUCUACAAGUACUCCAUUAAACCAAGAAGAGUCAUUUUCUUAUUCUUGUUUACCAUCUCAAAGUACAUCAUGUUCGACUGAUCAACCAAUGUCCUCAUCAACACAAACGACUCAAUUACUCUCAUUACAUACACCUAGAAAACAAAAGUAUAGAGCUCAACUUCAAAACAUUAAAAAUAAAUAUGAACAAUUAGAACAGAAAUUUGAAGCAUUGAGUCAAGAAGUACACAAAAAAAGUUGUGCAAAUGAAAUAGAUGUUACUUCAGUAGAAUUAUUUAAUCGAGUUGUUGAAGCACAGUUACCUCCUAAUCUGAGCAUGGUUAUUAAACAGUAUGUACAAAUGGGCAAGAGAAAACCUCAAGGUGUGCGGUAUUCAAAUGAAAUCAAGCAGUUGGCUCUAACAAUAUUUUUCUUUGGUCCUCAAGUAUACACAUUUUUAAAAACAUUGUUGCUAUUACCCAGUUCAAGAACUUUACGAAGAAUAACACAGAAAAUUAAUAUAGUACCUGGAUUAAAUGAUGUCAUAUUUGAAACCAUAGAAUUGAAAAUAAAUAAUCUAAAAGAUGAUGCAAAGGAUUGUGUUUUAUGUAUUGAUGAGAUGUCAAUUAAAACACAUUUAUUUUACAAUUUGUCACAUGAUUAUAUAGUAGGGUUUAAUAAUUCGUACGACAGAAAAACAUAUGAACCAGCAAAGCAUGUACUCUGUUUUAUGUUAAGAAGCAUAAAUUAUAAUUGGAAGCAGCCUAUAGCAUACUUUUUCAUCAACAAUAGUUGUACUGGACUUCAUCUUCAAAAUACUAUAUUUGCAGUUAUUAGUCGUAUCCAAAAGACAUCACUCAAUAUAAGAGUAUUAACAACUGACCAAGGAUCUAAUUUUACAAGUUUUGCAAAGGCCAUGAAUGUAUCGUGUGAACGUCCAUUUUUUUUUGUUAAUGGCAAUUCUGUGAUUGUACCCACAUAAUAAU
This is a messenger RNA of Aphis gossypii (cotton aphid), 1969 nucleotides long. RefSeq lists its product as uncharacterized. The record is from RefSeq and is a predicted model, not a curated record. Lineage: Eukaryota; Metazoa; Arthropoda; Insecta; Hemiptera; Aphididae. Bases 676 to 1965 code for a protein of 429 amino acids. The transcript is spliced from 2 exons. Gene Ontology annotation, molecular function: sequence-specific DNA binding.